Danaus chrysippus (African queen) is the source of this 2448-nucleotide messenger RNA. The record is from the annotation of a GenBank genome assembly. NCBI's taxonomy places the organism in Eukaryota, Metazoa, Arthropoda, Insecta, Lepidoptera, Nymphalidae.
AUGUUCUGGAAACGUAAUACAAAUGCACCAAAUCAAGAACCUGUGUAUCGGAAGGUGGCGAUAGUAGAAAAUUUCUUCGAUAUCAUCUAUACUGUGCACGUCGAACUUGAAGGAAGACCAGGAAAACACGCUGGACAGAAACGCACAUAUCGAACCAUAACUGAAACAUACGCGUUUCUACCGCGCGAGGCUGUCACACGUUUCUUGACGGGUUGUGCGGAGUGUGCUCGCCGGCCGAGGAGCGCCUCCCCUCCCCCCCUGCCGACUCCUUCCCCCUCACCCACAAGACAUCCCACAUACCUACCCUUCAUACCACACUGUGCACCAGACUACACCAGGAACUGGGAAUCAGAGAUAGACGCAGCCCAAAACUAUUCCUAUGAACCAAAAUUCGACUACACAGACCUACAGCCAUUGAGAAAACCGGAGAGUCCGAAACAUAUCGAUGAAGAAGAACCUACUUAUAUAGAAUUGACAUCAAAGAAGAGCAACGGAUUCGAUGCGACAACAAUCUUUAACAGAAGUUCUUCAGUCGAACCAUUCAGAGAAGAGGAACCGGUCCGCUCCGACCCAGAAAUAGACAAAGAUGACAGCGUCAUUGACGUAGAAGAUGUUAGGCCGGAGAGUCCACAGGCCGUCACAGAACAGAAGAAAGAAGAAGAACAAAAGCAGGAACAAAUACAAGACAUCAAAACGGUAGAAGAAAACCAGCUUGAAAAGACUGAGUGUAAACGAGAGAAAAAAUAUAAUCCUUUAGACGUUGCUAACUUAACGUCAAAAGAUCCACCGAAAUCGAGGUCUCCGCCGCGGAAAAAGCUGCUGCCUACAGCUUUAGAUGGAGCUCAUUACUAUGGAAGAUAUCCCAAGCCUUGGAGACCGGACACCAGCUUGUGUUAUGGAGAUGACAUCGACUACAGCGUGCCCAUCACUACGGCGUACUUGAAACAUAUUAAGAUGAACUACCAAGAGAGUUUGGAAGAUAAGGACAACCUUACCCCUGAACCAGCUGACAUGACUGAUGACGACAACUUUCCCGGUCAGGGCUACGCGAAAGACGCUGAGAAGUUGAAAAUGAUGUUGCUGGCGUGGAAUUAUCACAGCCAGACGCAAGGCCGCAACGGUGAUAUAACAGAGAGCGGCCCCGACAGUAUGGCGGAUCUAUGGGCCUCAUACCACAGCGCCCUAGGCCUCGGCAGCAAACCUCCCAAGCCUCCCACUCCGCUAGCUACAGGACACUCGGUGAGUUUUAAGAGUCCCAUCCACGUCGGUCUCGGUACACCGGUGGAGCCAGCAUCGACUCACGAUGAGACCUCGUCAUCUGAUAGGACCAAGGAUGAUGAUGAUGGAGGCGCCUCCGAUGAUGAUAGUGAUGACCGCGUCGAUCCUCAACACCAUGAUCCUGAACGACUGAAGGCUUUCAAUAUGUUCGUUCGUCUUUUCGUCGACGAAAACCUGGAUAGAAUAGUUCCUAUCUCCAAACAGCCGAAGGAGAAGAUACAAGCUAUCAUAGAUUCAUGCACGAGACAGUUCCCGGAGUUCGCUGAGCGAGCGAGGAAGAGGAUCAGGACUUACUUGAAGAGCUGCAGAAGGAAUAAGAAGGUUCGCGGAGAGGGACCUGCUACUGGGAACGGAGGAAACACACCCUCAGGGAACACUUGGGACACAGCGGUGCGUCCAACUCCGGCCCACUUGACGUCGGUCCAAGCUGAACACAUUCUGGCGCAGGCGUGCGAGAACGAGAGCCUCAACGCUAAACGCAUGCGACUCGGACUAGACCCUGUAAGCCAGCCCAUGCCCACUGUGACUCAACCCAUGGCAAUCGAUACAACAGCUACGUCAUCAUUCCUGAGCCUGUACAGCGGCUCAAGUUCCACAACAGUGACCAGCUCCACACACAAGGACACUCGCCCGGCCACCAGCCCCGCGCUUGAGAACACCAAUAACAACAGCCUCAAGAUGGACUCCAACGGAAAUACAGGCAGCAAGACUGCUAGUCCAGCGUCAUCACCAGCUCCGCUGUUCAGACCCUCGUUUCCGAACACGUUCGGAAAUCCAUCGACUUUCGCGAGGCAGAGUUCAACAACUAACCCGACGUCAGCUCUGUCGAGCACCGCUCUUCUGUCUACACUUACUUCUCUGCCGCCAACAGGUGUUGGAGUGAACGCAGCCAUGGCGGCCUAUCAGAGCGCUCUACUCUCAGCUAUGGCGGCACACACGCACACAUUCCCAAACUUAACAGCUCCAACCGAUCUCUCUCUGAAGACAUCAACGGCUCCUCUCCACACGAGUUCUCUCUCAGGCUCCAGCACUAAGUCACUUCUGUCUCACAAGCUGUCCAACGCCGAGGUCGGGGCUGUGAGACAACUCAUAACAGGUUACCGCGAGUCCGCCGCCUUCCUUCUACGAUCCGCGGAUGAAUUGGAGGCAUUACUGCUGAACCAGCCCUAG